UCUUUCAGUGGAUUUCUGCUGGCUUACAACAUCCUGAAAAUGAAGAAAAACCCUGUUCUUGUCGGCACCAUAGCUGUAUUGCGCAGAAUUAUCAGGGUUACCGUUCCCAUGUUUUUUGUCCUGAUGUGCUUCUGCCUGCUGCCACUGGCAGCCACUGGUCCGAACACCGUCUUGCUGUUCAGCAAGUUCCACAGCGAGCUGGAACGACACUGGUGGAGGCUGAUCCUUCACAUCCGGAACUUUGCCAACGCUAACGAAUUGGAGUGCUUUUCGCAUUUGUGGUACCUAUCGACCGACUUCCAGCUGUUCUUCGUCUGUGUCAUUAUUCUUCUACUCUUCAAAGGGCGCACCACGUGGCAGCAGUGGUCAUUCUGCACCCUGUCCGUCGGGUGCUGUGCCUUCUCUGCAUGGCAGAUGAGCAGCGGCCGCUACGUUCCCGUCAUUCCACUCAUCGUGUCCGACAUAUCAACGCUGGCAGACACAUUCAACGAGGUGUACAUGUUGCCCACGUUCCACGGUGCCACCUUCUUCCUCGGCUGCAGCACGCUCAUCUUCAUCGAGAGCAAGAGAGACAUCAAGAUGUCAGCGGUUAAGCAAGCAGUCAUGUGGGCGGUGUGCUUGACCUGCGGCGCGGUGUGCAUCCUGUCGCGCUACCACAGGAACGGCGGCUUCACCUCUACGGGUGACUGGAUCGACGUGGUCUUCUCCUUCGUCGACCGCCUUCUUUGGUCAAGCUUCCUGGCAUGCCUGGUGUUUGCAUGCGCCAACCGGAAAGCAGGAUUCCUAGGUCGUUUCCUGUCCUGGCGUCCCUUCGUCCCCCUGAGCCGACUCUCUUUCGGCGUCUACCUGGUGCACAUGCCGCUCCUGAUCACUGGAUACGCACUUACAAGGGAGAGGGUCUACUACUCUUUCCUCGGAGUGGUGUCCAACGCACUGACCCUCUUUGUGUGGAGCUGCAUGUUGAGCUUCUGCCUGUUCCUGGUGUGCGAGUUGCCGACCAGCAUAUACGAGAAAACGCUGUUUGUACCGGGCCGAGUGAAGCGCGACUCGGAGAACAAGGACAGUGGCCACAAGACGAGGAGGACCGUGAUCACAUACAUCUGUCCACGCCUAGUGGUAACCCAGGACCAGACGACGCAGGCCAGCACAAUCCAUCUGGACCAAUGGUGCCACUUAUAGACUCCUUUUGUCAGAAGCAAAGAAAUUUCGCCACCUUACUUUGUUUUUGCGGAGGUGUGUAGUGCCAGCGCGCAAAUCGUUAAGGACUUCCUCGCGAAUGCCUUAAAUCGUGCAAGAGGCAUUUGGCAACGUGAAGGUGCGUUAAAUGAACACCAAAUCGUGGAAGAGCACAGCGUUCUGAAGGUGGAACCAUCCUCCUUAGAGAAAAGGCUGUGAAAUAAUGAAUUAAGAACUGAGGACAAGUUGCCUGGUGGCUCAAAACGGCACCCGUCUGCGAGCCACUGGUGGUCAGACAAGAAGCAGGCGCAUCGUUGUCGCUGGCAUGGCCGCUGGACAGCUGAUGCCGAACCGGCCGCAUUUGCACAUCUCGGGUGGGCAUAGAAGUUGAAGCCGUGGGUGCACUGAGAUUGACGAACGGCGCUAAUCCAUGCAUGGAAAACGUGACGCGACGAAGCAAUGGACUGUGCAGGAACCGUGUGUACUGCUACUGCUUCUCGCAUAUUUGUGCAGCUGUCAGGCGCAUUAGCCAGAGUGUGCGACAACAUAUGUGGUCACUACACUGCGCAAAUUUCCUAUCGAAGGUGUUCAUUCCUCCUGAGCGUUCCCUAUGCAAAGAACCCAUCCGGUCCAUCGCAUAGCAUUACUUCGGCAUGCAUUCUGACAAAUGCGGUGUGGUGAUCAAGUUUCGCUAUGCAUUAUUAUUUAUAGCUUUUGCGGGAACUAAAACCGAUGCGGGAGAGCCGCGACUUGUUGAGUUCCAAAUCCAAUGUUGGCAAAUCAGCUGACAUGGCGAUUGGGUAUUCUUACACAGGGUACCUUUGGCACAAUAACCGAAAUAACGAUGUCCCGUUUUACAGUUCCAUUUCACUCCAGUAACUCAUUUGAAUAUAGCAUUAAUGGUGCCCGGUUUGCCCAUUGACCCCCAUCACCAGACCUCAUAAUUUUUUGCAGUGAGGCUCACGGCUGUGAUGCUCGGACACAUGUUGUCCAUGAACUCUUUUUUUUUCUUUUUAUAAUUGAUUUGGUUAAGGUGCAUGAUCGCCAGCAAUUUCGGCUGGUAGUGCAAUGCUCUCAGCCGGCAGGUCCAAGGCGGGUGGACAAGUAAUGUUUACGCAAUUAAACAGCCGGGAUAAAUAUUUGGAUUUGCGGUGAAGACAUUGUGGCGGCUUUAUGCCGCGGUAUUAAGACUUGCACAACCACAGCCCGCUUGGCUGUGGUCGAGCAAGCCACAAUGACCAUCAGUGAUAACUGUUUCUGUUGGGAAAAAUAAUUAUGCCUAUAGGAGAGAACGCAGAUUGUAUCUGUUACAUACAUUAGCCCUAAGUGUGGUUCAAUAUAGGCAUUCGAAGAUGCCAUCACCGAAUAAAAACACUACAGCUUCUCUUCUCCUUCAUUUAACGAAAAGCGACGAAACUCUCUGUAGAAACCUUCAAGUCAACGUUUUCCACACAUAGAGAAAAAAAAUAGCUAGAACGAACAAUAUUUACUGUAUGCAAAGCUGACGUCGACGCAUCCGGACGAAGCACUAUACUAUGGUCGGUAGGAAUAAUAUAUUAAAUUUAUACCAUGGAGGUGAGCAUGGAAUGUUGGCACUCCCUAGUUCUUGCGCAUCGUUGAACGUUACCAGUCUUCUAUGUAAAUAUGGUUUUGUUCUUUAUAUGCUUUAGGAAGUGUUGUGUGAAAACAUCAAUUAUUAUAGCACAAUAAACCAUUUUCUUGUCAAUAGAAA
This is a messenger RNA of Dermacentor albipictus, 2908 nucleotides long. NCBI's taxonomy places the organism in Eukaryota, Metazoa, Arthropoda, Arachnida, Ixodida, Ixodidae. The record is from RefSeq and is a predicted model, not a curated record.